Messenger RNA from Olea europaea var. sylvestris, 929 nucleotides. RefSeq lists its product as uncharacterized. The record is from RefSeq and is a predicted model, not a curated record. The coding region runs from base 97 to 723 and encodes 208 amino acids. NCBI's taxonomy places the organism in Eukaryota, Viridiplantae, Streptophyta, Magnoliopsida, Lamiales, Oleaceae. The transcript has 3 exons.
GCCCAAACUAAACUCAUGGGUCGUGGGGAAUUUUUUACCCAUUUGAUUUGCCGCUGAUUUGUAGGACCCAACAAAUUUGUUCUUCCAAAAUCCGCCAUGGCUUCAUCUUCAAAGAAACGGGCAAGGACAAUCUCUGCCAUUGCUUCUCGCAUUUAUUUCCUUGUAAUUAUUCUGCAGCUUCCACUUUUCAGAUUUCCAUGUAGAAUUGGUAUGUGUAAAACUCCUAUAGAGGUGGCAUUAUCUCACUUGAUAGCAAGUGAAGUUUUUCCAGAUGUUGCAGUGAAGGCCUUUCUGUAUCCAGGAGCCAUAGCAAAAGCUAUAAUUAGUAAUACAGCGAUUCCAAGCUACGACGACUUGCUAAAUUUCUUGAAGUUCUCAUAUAUGGAGGCAGCAUCUGCUGCAACUGAUCUCAAAAACUUGGAGGUUCUCGUGGGAAGCUACCUGUGUGUAGCAGGAGCAUUUCUAGGUCUGAUUAGACCAGGAAGAGCAAGCCUUUUUGGUGUACUUCUUGUUUUGUGGGGCAUCGCUCGUGAACUCGUUCUUCAGAAGCAUGUUGCAACUGAAGACCUCAAAAAAACUGUCUCUAUAUAUGCCACAAUGUGGAUCCCAGUGCUGUCUGCAUUCUUUUCUGUAAGAGGGGAUGUGAGAAAGCUCAUCAGAAGUUGCAAAGCCAAGCGCAUUCCUAAACAGUUACGGAUGUACUCGAAAGCAAAGUUUAAAUGAAUUUCUGGACAAACUAGUCAAGGAAUGUCACACGUGGCUAUGUAAUAGUUUUCUGAAUUUUGUUAUUUGCACUGAUGUGCUAAAUUGAUUUAUAAAGGUAACUAAGCAUGUGAUAUGUUUGGGGCCUUUUGUUCUCUCUUUCUUGUAAAAAAAUUUCCUUAUGCAGCUACCUUAAGCUUGCUUGAACCUAUUUAAAUUAUAUUUUG